Striga asiatica is the source of this 363-nucleotide messenger RNA. The record is from the annotation of a GenBank genome assembly. NCBI's taxonomy places the organism in Eukaryota, Viridiplantae, Streptophyta, Magnoliopsida, Lamiales, Orobanchaceae.
AUGUUCUUGGCAUCCAUGGAUGCCCCAAGAAGGCCUCGUUUGGUGAACCCGACUGCGUACAAUCCACACUGCCCUUUCCACCCGUUCGGAAAAGGAGUGGGAGAUUGUACCUUGAUGUCUCCACUUUUGAUCUUGUCAAGGGUUCCAACGUCCAAUACUGGUGUCUUACCAGAAAUAUUCUUUAGCUCAAGUGGGCCUAAAGUGGGCCUCUCCAGCCCAAAACGGCCCGUGUCACCUAGCAACAGCCGUGAAGCCACCAACAGCAAGCGGUCCACAAGGCGCAUGGGCAGCCACUUGAGCAGCCACAUGGACAGCCCAAAAGUCGAUUUUCCCAGCAUCUCGCGUGGUAGGAUGUGUACCUAA